Messenger RNA from Odontomachus brunneus, 1556 nucleotides. RefSeq names its product protein ANTAGONIST OF LIKE HETEROCHROMATIN PROTEIN 1-like. The coding region runs from base 8 to 1228 and encodes 406 amino acids. NCBI's taxonomy places the organism in Eukaryota, Metazoa, Arthropoda, Insecta, Hymenoptera, Formicidae. The record is from RefSeq and is a predicted model, not a curated record. The transcript is spliced from 2 exons.
CUAAAACAUGCGGGCAAAACGAGAAAUUCUUGUCUUAUUCUGGCUUCUUUCAUCUUAUUAUUACCUGAUAAAAAGAAGGAGAUCGCAUAAAAGAUGGAUUAAUAGAAGAUGGCAUACAAGACCAAUUAAUAAAUUAAGGCACCAAUUUGGUCAUUACAACACUCUUUUCCAGGAAUUAAAAAAGGAUGAGAGCAUGUUCUUUAAAUAUGUAAGAAUGUCUAAUGCAAGUUUUGAAAAACUGCUACAACAAUUGCAACCUCACCUCAUAAAACGAAGUCAUAGAGCAUUGCCUCCAGAUCAGAGAUUACUAAUCGGGUUAAGGUUUCUUGGAACUGGAGACCAAACAACAUCUAUUGCUUUAGAUUUUCGAGUAGGAGAAUCUACAGUCAGAAUGUUAUAUAAAGAAAUAUGCUCUAUUAUAAUGAGAAUUUUGCCGUCAAUGUAUCUCUCUCCACCAACAGAACAGCAAUGGAUCCAUAUUGCCAAUAAUUAUUGGAAAAGAUGGCAUAUGCCAAAUUGUUUUGGAGCAAUCGAUAGCAAGCACAUCAUAUUGAAAUGUCCGCCUAAUUCUGGAAGUUCUUAUUAUAAUUACAAAAAACAACAUAGUAUAAUAUUAAUGGCUGUGGCCGAUUAUAGAUAUAAGUUCACAUUAGUUGAUAUAGGAGCUUACGGGGAAAAUAGUGAUGGAGGCAUUUUUGUAGACUCUGAAAUAGGAGAAAGAUUGAGAAAUAAUAAUCUUAACGUACCAAAUGGUACGGCUGCAUUGCCUGGCUGUGAUAUAGCAAUACCUGGAUUUUUCGUGGCAGACGAUGCCUUCCAACUUUCAAAUAGAAUAAUGAAGCCAUAUUCUGGCAAACAAUUAUCGGAUAAACAAAAAAUCUUUAAUUACAGAAUUUCAAGAGCUAGACAAACAAUAGAAAGUGCUUUUGGAAUAUAUAGUAAUAAAUGGAAUAUAUUUCAUAAAGCUUUAUGUAUGUUACCUGAAACAGCAGAUAUAGUAGUGGCAGCUUGUGUUUGUUUACACAAUUUCAUUAUGACUGAAGAAGAAAACAAUGGAGAAAAACUGUACAGUCUAGAAUUCUUACACGAUAUUGAUGGGAACAUGUGCAGAAAUACACACUGGUUUUCAAAUGACACACAUUCACAAACUUUAAAUACUCGUGCAGGUUUGGUACAAAGAGACUUACUAUGUGACUAUUUCAGAACUUGUGCAGGUGAAGCGGGAUGACAAUAUGAUUUUAUAAGAAGAGGUUUAUAUAAAGAAUAAACAUAAUCAAGUUUAAACAAUAAACAUGUUAUAUUUAUUAUAAACGACAGAACUUGUGAUUCCAACUUAUGUUUACAAUCUUCUUUAAUAUGUUGUAACUUAAUAAAAACAUGGUUUUGCUUAUAACUUUAUCGUCCAACUUUAUUUGAACCUGAAAUCGUUUAUAAAAAUUUUAAUAUGUCGCCUAAUAUGUAAAUAAAUAUUUAUUUAUUGUUUAUAUAUUAAUAAUUUAAUAAUAAUAAUUUUGGUUGAUUAUAAUUUCCACUUACCCAACAGCAUUUUUUUUUUA